CAGAGCCCGCGAAGGCGAUGCCGACAGCACAACACAGAGCUCUCCUAAGCACCCCAAUUACGCCCGGCUUGCGGUGUUUCGAUCUGUGCACAACGCCCCCAAAUCCAAAAUUUCUCUUCAGAUGAUGCCGCACUGAGUGAGCGCGUUCGAACGAGCAGGAAAUGGGUUCGUAGAGGAGGUGAAACUAUUUUUUCGGUUCGGUUCUCCUGGUUGACGUCUUCGAACGCGAUCGGUGCAGGUUGGAGAUGACGGUUAAAUGGCUCUACUACUGGCAGCCCUCGAUAGGCGUAACAAUGAGCAGCCAAACUCUGUCCAUCGCUAUUAAGCGCAUCGAAGCCUUACAUGGCGUGAAGACUUCCCGAUGGCAGAUCACUGCGUCGCAGUUUCGUCCCAACCAACGAGAACCGGUACCCUUAGUGGAAUGCGCGAGGGAGCUAUUGGGGGUGGUGUUCUCGGAGGUACCAGACAAAUACUACUUUGCAUUGCGGCAAGAGCAUAUGGUGGUAGAGGCCGACGCCACCAUGCAAGCCAUUAUGGAGAAGCUGCAAGUUUAUCGCAACAGACUCACUAUCCUUUUUGAAGGAUUUCAAUACGAAUUGGGAGAUUUCCAUAUUAAGGCAGGCAGGGCUGUUCUUGCACAUACCGAGAAUCUCCGUGGCAUUGUUUUAGAGGUAGAUUAUAAGCCUCUGUCAUCGGUAGAGCAGUCUCGAAGAGUAGUGCAGGACUUCAUGGAGGUGUGGCAGAAAGGCGAGACCACCGGCCAAUUCGUGCCUUUGGACCCCAAUUUUUCAGAGUUCAACCUGCCUGAUCUAUAUUCAUGGCAGCAUACUGCCCUACAGUAUGUCACACUCAUGGCGUUUGUCUUCUCGCAACAAAGAACUUGAUCCUCACUUUCAAUGAGGAAUCAUUUCUUGUUUUGCAUGCUGGCGGACUCCAGCUUGGUUGGAAUUGCAAUGCCGUACAAAUCAUGGCCUAGUUUAUCAUUUGCAGCACCUGCGUAGUCUGUUUCAAGAGCUGCUUAGAUCAUCGGGCAUUGUAGUUGGGGAUAAGGUGCUAGUUAUGUAUGACGAGUCUUGUCACACAGGUUCACAGAAUUUGGUUUUGUGAUAUCCCCUGUGCUUUUCCAUUCUGUGCUCCCAAUUAAUGGAAUCCACCGUUCCAUCCACAUGUAUCAUUUACUCGUGCUAAAGGAAACCAUGGCACUGUUUACCUCUCCUCUGCA
Molecule: messenger RNA, 1222 nt
Organism: Physcomitrium patens
Lineage: Eukaryota; Viridiplantae; Streptophyta; Bryopsida; Funariales; Funariaceae
Product: mediator of RNA polymerase II transcription subunit 20a
Biological process (GO): regulation of transcription by RNA polymerase II
Cellular component (GO): mediator complex
Molecular function (GO): transcription coactivator activity
Source: RefSeq, a predicted model, not a curated record